Parathielavia appendiculata is the source of this 492-nucleotide messenger RNA. RefSeq lists its product as uncharacterized. The record is from RefSeq and is a predicted model, not a curated record. Lineage: Eukaryota; Fungi; Ascomycota; Sordariomycetes; Sordariales; Chaetomiaceae. The transcript has a single exon. Bases 146 to 454 code for a protein of 102 amino acids.
ACGGGUUGUGUCUGCGCCGCGGUAGCCAUGCGCCGCCGUGCGCCAUGGGAUGGCAGUUCGGAAUGGAACCUUGAUUCCGAAAGGGCCGAGUCUCGUCUAGGUGCUAUGAUAUUCUGAGUGCCGGCACUAGUUGCUGACUCUGGUGAUGGCACUUUUUCUGGAAGGCCCGGGAAGGCCGGAGCGGACUCCGCGACGCCGUCUGGGCUGGGUCAUAUUGCUGGUUUGGGCAAGAAAGGGGCGAGAUGCGUCUAAUGGACAGACUGUGUUAAUCGGUACGCGGGAGCGAGUGGGUUUUAGUCAGGGCAGCGGGUUACACGAAGGCUGCCGAAUAGUUAACGUAACCCGAGGUUGGGUAUUAUCCUGUAUUGCACCAAGGGUGGUUACCGGAUGGUCGCGGAGAGGAUGUUGGGGAAAUAUGUCACCCCAGACCGGGACGGCGAGAAGCCUUGUGUGAGGAAGAAAAGAUAAACUCCCAAGUACCGAUACCCUAUU